Molecule: messenger RNA, 2202 nt
Organism: Penicillium hordei
Lineage: Eukaryota; Fungi; Ascomycota; Eurotiomycetes; Eurotiales; Aspergillaceae
Exons: 6
Coding region: 1-2202 (733 amino acids)
Biological process (GO): mRNA processing
Cellular component (GO): spliceosomal complex
Molecular function (GO): mRNA binding
Source: RefSeq, a predicted model, not a curated record
AUGUACAAUCCUUACCAAGCUCCGGGUCUUUAUGGACAGACUCCUGACUAUGGUGCCUAUGGUGCACCUCCAGGCAUGGCACCUCCUCCAGGGAUGGCUGCUCCAGGCACUGCUGCUCCUCCCGGCAUGCAACAAGCAAAUACCCAGCCUGGUCGUCCAGGAAGCUUCCCACCCAACUUCCAGCCGCCUGCGAAUAUGCCAAACAUCAAUUUUUCUGCGCCAGUGAUUCGCUUGGGUACCGCGGGUCCGACGAAGCCUGCAGCUCAAGAGACCGGUCGGGAACGAGGAUCCGACGCUCCUGGGCGCCGCGGUGGUCUGGGGUCAAUGGGAAUGGAUACCCAGCGCCAUCAUGGUCGCGAUCCUAUGAUGCAGCUCCAGCCACCUACACGCGAUGAGAUUGUGCGCACGCUUUUUAUCGGCGGAAUUACAGAGGGCGCAGGUGGCGAUGAUGGCAUUGAGCGUAUUCUACGAUCUACUGGUAUCUUGCGUCGCUGGAUUCGCGCGACAGAUGCUGAUGAGAAACCUUGCCGAUUUGGCUUCGCCGAGUAUGAUGACCCUGAGAGUCUCGAGGUUGCGGUUGAAACCUUGAAGAACGUGGAAGUGCCAGUCAAGAGACAGACACCCCGCGCCGAAGGUGACGAGGAAAAAGAGGUUGAAAAGAGCAUGCUUUUGGUCGUCGUCGAUGAAGGCACCCUCACCUACCUCGAGCAAUUCGAGUCUAGCCGAGCUGAACAAGAUCCCGAGGAACGCCAGGCACGUUUCACCGCUGCUCGCAAAAAUUUGGAUAAUGUCUUGUCAAGCCUCUUCCAUCCCGCAUCCCCCCUUCAAAAGGAGGAGGCAUCUGCCCUUGAUCGGGAAGGCGACAGUGAAAUGAAGGAUGCCGAGCUUGCGAAGGAUGGCGAAGUAGUCACUAUUCCCAUCACAAUUGAAGAUGAGCUAGCGGAUAUUCCCCCAGAGAUGCGCGCCAAUGUGGCCAAGGAGAUCUCGGCUUUCCGUGAACGAAGCACUCGCCGCGACAUCGAGCGUAUGAAACGCGAGGAAGAGAUUGAGUCGAUGGAACGUGCACGCAGUUCUGGCUCUCGAAUUAAUCGACUUGCUUCGCCCCCCUUAUCUGCUCCCAGUGGCCCUGCUGCCGGUAUCAACGGUAUUCCGUUGGGCCCACGGGAUCGCAAUGUGUUGAACGCACCUUCUGGUCCGAAGGCGUUCGGUGUGCAGAUUCCCAAGGAUUAUCAGAAGGGAGUUGCUUUUGUCAACGGUGGAUCCCUCAACGGAGUCUCUAUUGAUCGCGAAGGCGAGGAUUCCGAUGCCAGCGACGACGAAAUCGAACGCCGUCGACAGGAUCGGGUUAAGGCUGAGCAAGAGAAGCAAUUCUCAGACCAAGAGCGUCGCUGGCUUAGCCCUGCACACGACGAGAUGGAAGCACGACUUGGCGCUUGGAACGAUGAUGUCGAGGACAGCCGAAAGGCGGUCGAUUACUACGCAGACCGCGGUGUCUGGCUCCGCAACCGCGCCAGCUUCCGUUCUCGUGAAACCAACAUUGACGAUGCUGAUCGCGCCGCUGAGGAUCGCGAACUUGUGCAAUCCACCAAGCAGCAAGAGCAAGCUCGCGGCAUGGCCGACGACUUCCUCGCUCGCCAGGCAAAGGAGCUCGAAACCCGUCCCCAGGAGGCACCACGCGAACCCCAACGCUUCAAGCUCUCUCUUGGAGCCGCCGCGCAGAAGGCCCAGGCCGCGACCAGCCGUCGCGCAAUGGCCGAUGUGGAAGGUCUGCUAGAGGACGAGGAAGAGCCCGUUACUACAACCCGUCGGCAACUUAUUCCGAUCAAAUUCGACUCCGCUGCCGAAGCUGCAGGUCUCACCGACGAGGAACGUGCUCAAGCGGCCCGUCAACUCGCCGCAGAGAUUCCGGCCGAGAAGGAAGGAUUGUGGAACUGGGCGGUCAAGUGGGAAUUUGUGGAUGAUGCCGUCAUCAGCGACCAGCUCAAGCCUUUCGUCGAGAAGAAGAUCGUCGAAUAUCUUGGUGUACAGGAACAAAUGCUGGUGGAUGUGGUGGAGGAACAUGUGCGGAAGCAUGGAUCGCCUCAAGAGUUGGUGGAGCAGCUGGCCGAAGCAUUGGAUGAAGAGGCCGAAGUCCUUGUUCGCAAGCUUUGGCGGAUGAUCAUUUUCUGUUCCGAGAGCGAGAAACGAGGUCUGUCCUCGUAA